AUGAACCAAAAGGUUGUGCUUGUCACUGGCUGCUCCUCUGGCAUUGGCCUGGCUCUAGCUGUCCGAAUCGCCAAAGAUGAAAAGAAGAGAUUCAUGGUCUAUGCCACCAUGAGAAACCUGAGCAAAGGGGCGGCUCUGGUGGAGGCGGCAGGGCGCACCCUCGGCAGAACGCUGCAGAUUAAACGGCUAGAUGUGUGUGAUGAGGGAUCCAUCAAAGCCUGCGUGGACAGUCUGCCCGAGCGCAGAGUCGACAUCCUCAUCAGCAAUGCUGGGAUGGGCUUGAUUGGACCCAUUGAGUGUCAGUCUAUGGAGGAGAUGAAGACAGUCAUGGACACAAAUUUCUUUGGGCUUGUGCGACUGCUAAAGGAGGUCUUACCAGAUAUGAAGAAACGCAAGAGUGGUCACAUCGUGGUUAUCAGCAGUGUUAUGGGCAUUCAGGGCAUAUUGUUCAAUGACAUCUAUGCUGCAUCCAAAUUUGCUGUGGAGGGGUUCUGUGAGAGCCUGGCCGUCCAAGCCCUGAGAUUUAAUCUGAAUAUUAGUCUGAUUGAGCCUGGGCCGGUGAUCACUGAGUUUGAACGUAAAGUGUACGAGGAAGGUAUGAAGAUUGACCUCUCCAAAGCUGACAAAGUGACUGCUGACAUGUUCACAAACAUCUACCUGAAGAACUACGGCCAGAUAUUUGAAAGCCUUGGUCAAACACCAGAGGACAUUGCAGAGCACACACACAAAAUAAUCACCAUGGAGAACCCACCGUUCCGUCACCAGACCAACACCCUCUACACGCCCAUGACAACCCUAAAAUACGCUGAUCCCAAUGGUGACCUGCCCAUUGACACCUUUUACAAAAUGGUGUUUGAACAUGACAAGGUCUUCAAUGCAAGUCUCAACUUCCUAAAACUACUACGAUGGAGAAGUCGAAAAAGCUUCUCUUUAGAGAAGGAUAAGAACCAAGCUUAG
Messenger RNA from Chanos chanos (milkfish), 957 nucleotides. RefSeq names its product retinol dehydrogenase 8. Gene Ontology annotation, molecular function: estradiol 17-beta-dehydrogenase [NAD(P)+] activity. Lineage: Eukaryota; Metazoa; Chordata; Actinopteri; Gonorynchiformes; Chanidae. The transcript has 6 exons. Bases 1 to 957 code for a protein of 318 amino acids. Gene Ontology annotation, biological process: estrogen biosynthetic process. Gene Ontology annotation, cellular component: cytoplasm; cytosol. The record is from RefSeq and is a predicted model, not a curated record.